UUUAUAUGACAAAACCAAAAUAAUUCAUGGGAAUGUACUGAUUUUGUCAUUGUAUGAAAACUUAUCAGGUUUUCUCCUCUCAGGUAGCAGGAGAGCUUGUUGUGGUGCAGCAGCUGAAGUGCAGCAGUCAAAGUGAAACAUUGCAAACCGGCAUUUCGCUCCACGCCAGCGAGGUGGCCGCCGAGCGCGGCCCGGAGCUGCGGUCGGCGCCCGAGCAGAGCCCGCUGGAGGAGUUCCUGGCCACAGCCGAGCUCGCCGGCACCCGCUUCGUGGCCGAGCGUCUGAAUGCCCAGAUCGUGUCUGCCCAGAGCUGCACGGGCCUGCUCACAGCCCAGGAGGCUCAGCGCAUCCAGCAGCUGCACCAGGAGAACCAGGAGUUCCUGCGCAUCCCGCGGAGGCCACGCUGGGAUAGGACAACCAGCGCAGAGGACUUGAAGCAAGCGGAGAGGGAAAGCUUUCUCGAGUGGAGGCGACAGCUUGCCCACCUUGAGGAAGUGAAAAAAUUAAUUCUAACCCCAUUUGAACGAAACUUGGAAUUUUGGCGUCAGCUUUGGAGAGUCAUUGAAAGAAGUGACAUUGUAGUCCAGAUAGUAGAUGCUAGAAACCCCCUUCUGUUUAGAUGUCAAGAUCUGGAAAGUUACGUUAAGGAAGUCAGUAAUGACAAGGAGAACAUGAUCCUGAUCAACAAAGCAGAUUUGCUGAGUGAGGAGCAGCGGGCUGCUUGGGCACAGUUCUUUGAGAAGGAGGGUGUGAAGGUGGUGUUCUGGUCAGCAUUGGCAGAGUGUAAACGGCUGUCUGGAGAAGCAAAGGAAUGGGACACUGAAGGUGUAGCAGAGCACCUGAGUGAUUCUGAGGAUGAAAGCUCCAGUCAAGAAGAAGACUACACAGCAGAAGGUAGCGCAGAAAGCACAUCCACAGACAGUGCUUUGCAAACCGUAAACCAGGUUCUGCUUAGUGACGAUGACAGCAGUGAUGAAUAUGAAGACUGUGAAGAAGAUGAAGAGGAGGCCUGGCAAACCUGUUCUGAAGAUGAAGAUGGGGACAACAUAAAUGCUAUUGCUCCAGAGAGGAUGGGAAACAAGACUGAUGGUGCUGCAGUGCAGCAUAUAGUGCAAGAGCAGAACAGGAAUGUCAGGAACUUCAGCCAUCUAGUACAGAGAAAUGAGCUGCUGGAGAUAUUCAAAACCAUGCACGAUGGACCAAGGGUGAAGGAUGGGGAAGUAAAUGUCGGGCUGGUGGGUUACCCUAAUGUUGGCAAAAGUUCAACCAUCAACACAAUCCUUGGAAACAAGAAGGUGUCAGUGUCUGCUACACCGGGCCGUACAAAACACUUUCAGACCCUGUAUGUGGAGCCUGGCCUGUGCCUUUGUGAUUGCCCUGGUCUGGUGAUGCCAUCUUUCGUCUCUACCAAGGCAGAAAUGAUUUGUUCUGGAAUUCUGCCUAUAGACCAGAUGAGGGACCAUGUCCCACCUAUUUCUCUAGUUUGCCAGCAUAUCCCACGAAACAUUUUGGAAGCAACCUAUGGAAUAAGUAUUAUAAGACCAAGGGAAGAUGAGGAUCCAGAUCGAAAGCCAACAGCUGAAGAGCUGCUAACAGCAUAUGGAUAUAUGAGAGGCUUUAUGACAGCUCAUGGACAGCCAGACCAGCCGAGAUCAGCUCGAUAUGUGUUAAAAGACUAUGUCAAUGGGAAGCUGUUAUAUUGCCACCCACCUCCUGGUAUUGACCCAAAUGAUUUUCAGCACCAGCAUCAAAAAUGCCUGGAGAGCAGAACUCUGCAGGCCCAUGGACAGGUGAAGCCUGAGAAGAAUACCAAAGCAAAGCAGAUUGAAAAUGUGGUGGACAAAACGUUCUUCCACCAGGAGAACGUCCGUGCCCUCAUGAAAGGAGUCCGGGCUGCAAUGGGAUACCGGCCUGGCAGCGGCCUCGUGCCUGUGACUGCAUCCAAUCCUGGGAAUGGGGUAGGGAAGCCCUGGAAAAAACAUGGAAACAGGAACAAGAAGGAGAAAAUCCGCAGGAUCACCAAGCACCUGGAGGCUUAGCUGUGGCACCAGUACUGGGCUUUUCCAGGGCAGGGACUGCACUGUCCCACAGGCCUUAAUUGAGGGGUAAAAUAAAAAGGAUAAGUGGGUAUCACUAGCUCACCUGGUAGCUCUGUGCUGUGGAGUGGCCUGGCCAGGGCUAGGGGUGGGCUCUGGUAGUUGGAGCUCAUCCCUUCUGGGAACAAAAGAGACCUGGCUGUUUGUGUUAUCUGGAAGCCAGCCCAGAUGUUUGACUGCUGCUGAAACAUCCUUUCAAUGGGAGCAGAUGGAGCCAUGCGGGAGUGUUUUUUCCUUCCAUAAAGGAUGUAUUUUAUGGCUGUUGCAAUCAAAGCAAGCCCUGUAAAUCUGACUAAAAUCUUUAUAAACAGUUGAACUUCAAUGAGUGAUGUUUGUUACAUUAUGAGACACUAUUGCUCAUCUCCUUUUUUUUUUUCUGUCUUUAAAGCUGGUUUGUUGAUUUGACAGAACACUUUAGUGUGUUGAAAAAUGAGGUAAAGUGAUCUUUAUUGCCCUCUUCCUUCUCUGCUGUGCCAGACCUAUUCUGUAGAAUCUGGUACUGAAACCACUCCCCAUUUCCCAGCUUGAGCAGAGCAUGGCACACUGUGCAAGGAAAAUGCUUUUAUGUCCUUCACGCUGAGCUGGUAUCAGUUGUUUUUCUGUGUGACUUUCCACUGGUAUUUUAAAACAUUAGCUCCGUUUGACUGGCUAAAAAUCUGGUGCUAAUUUGUCCUUAAAUAUAUUUGAGAUUUUACUUCCUA
Molecule: messenger RNA, 2797 nt
Organism: Chiroxiphia lanceolata (lance-tailed manakin)
Lineage: Eukaryota; Metazoa; Chordata; Aves; Passeriformes; Pipridae
Gene: LSG1
Product: large 60S subunit nuclear export GTPase 1
Exons: 14
Coding region: 54-2039 (661 amino acids)
Biological process (GO): ribosomal subunit export from nucleus
Cellular component (GO): cytosol
Molecular function (GO): GTP binding; GTPase activity
Source: RefSeq, a predicted model, not a curated record